Aspergillus lentulus is the source of this 1548-nucleotide messenger RNA. RefSeq lists its product as uncharacterized. Lineage: Eukaryota; Fungi; Ascomycota; Eurotiomycetes; Eurotiales; Aspergillaceae. The record is from RefSeq and is a predicted model, not a curated record.
AUGCCCCUCGCUUUCAAGCAUGAAAAGACCAAGAUUGAAUCAACUCCUCAUCACAAUGAGAAGGCUGGCAGAGCGGAGAGUUGCAACAGUUACAAUCCUUGCUCCACGAUCAAUGCAUAUCUUCCUAAAAAGGGGUACCCGAAAUACGAUGGCCUCAUUUGGCAAAAUCUCGGACCCUUUAUGAUCUUGCCAGUGACCGGGUCAGCUCAGGCAGAGGCAAUGUGGUUUUUUGAGUAUAUUUCGAUCAAACACCUGAAUGGAUAUCGUCCCUGCAAAUCAUGGCGUAAGACUCUCAUGUUCUUCUCCCAAACAGUGCCGUCGGUGCGGUAUGCCGCCGUUGCUCUGGCCUUGAUCCACCGAAACUACCUGUAUCGCGAUUCGAGCGACCGUAUGCGUCAACCGCAAUCUUCGAGAGACUGGCUACGGGAUAAUGCUCCCCUGUCUCACUAUAAUCGGGCCAUUCGCCUUCUUUUGGACCAGGAAAGUGGCAACAGCACCGAAGAAACAGCCGUCACGCUUUUGGUCUGCUAUCUCUUCACCUGCUUUGAUCAUCUGGCAGGCAAUUAUGUACAAGCAGUGAAGCACCUGCGCGGAGGUGUGGAGCUCUCACGCGACACCGACAAAGCUAUACUAGACAACAACAGUACCUAUGACAAUUCAGAACCCUCUGAGGUUUGCACGCUUAUCUACCAGGUCACAAGACAGAUCCGCCGUCUCGACAUGCAGGCUGUAUUAUUUCUGGUCGACUGGACUCCAGUCGACAUCCAAGAGACAUUUGUGCCCCAGUUUCCACCUGAUGGUACCUUUCCGUCCCUCGACCUAGCUGCCGACCACCUCCAGAUUGUUGUCGCUCAGGUAAUGAGACUGCGUCACACGGUGCAGCAAAUGUCUCCAAUGGACAGAAUGCCACCGACGCUUUUGUCACUUAAGGAUAUCGUACUUGGGCAGUUGGAAACGUGGCUGAGUUCCUUCAAAAACACACUGCGACAAGGCAGAUCCUAUGAGACAGGCUCUGAAACUUACCCGCUUGUAUCACUGCUGCGCCUUCAACAUACUGUCGCAUGCAUUCUUCUCAGUUGUUGCGGACCUGGCAGAGAAAUGGACUACGACAACUUCCUGCCCCAGUUCCAGCAAUGCGUGGCCUUGGCGGGCGAGUUAGCAGCGGCGCAUGAGCGGUAUCCGGAGACUUUAAGGCCUACUUUUACACCGGAGAUAGGAAUCAUCCCCUUGCUUUACAUAAUAGGGGUCAAAUGCAGGCAUCCCAUGGUCCGACGUGAGGUCUUGAGUUUCCUACGAGAGCAACCGACACAGGAGGCUGUUUGGGAUAGCAUCUCUGCUGCCAGGGUGGUUGAGCGGGUAAUUCAGAUUGAAGAGGGUGGGUUCGAGGACGGGCAAAUGAUACAGAGCAUGGAACAGAUUGCUGCGUGCCAGAGGAUUGAGGCUUUGUCUUGGGUACAUGUCGCCAGUGGACAGUCUGCGGUCAGGUUGGAUAUUUCGUAUACGUUCUGCGCGCGGGAGGGAUUGCAUAUUGAGUCUCUUCUGAUAUAA